Messenger RNA from Octopus sinensis (East Asian common octopus), 1532 nucleotides. RefSeq names its product putative mediator of RNA polymerase II transcription subunit 26. NCBI's taxonomy places the organism in Eukaryota, Metazoa, Mollusca, Cephalopoda, Octopoda, Octopodidae. The transcript has 2 exons. The coding region runs from base 366 to 1253 and encodes 295 amino acids. The record is from RefSeq and is a predicted model, not a curated record.
AAAGAAAGAAAGAAAGAAAGAAAGGAUUAUGUUUGGAUGUACGGCAUUGAAGAACGGCCCGGCGCCAGUUGUGGAGUGUACCAUGUCACCGCUUACAGGAAACUUACGGACAAAACAACAACAACAGCAACAACAACAACAACAACAACAAUAAUAACAACAAUAACAACAACAACAACAACAACAACAACAAUAAUAAUAAUAAUAAUAAUAAUAAUAAUAAUAAUAGUAAUAAUAGUAAUCAUCGAUUGAAACGUCCACCCCAACAAAAACUACACCCUCAACUGCAACCGAAGCUGCAAUUACAAAUACAACCACAGCGAAAACUACAGCCCCAACAACAACAAUCCCAACUGCGGUCCCAAAUGCAUCCGCAACAACCUCAGCGACUACAACACCAACACCUACCACAGUUGCAACCACAACCACAGCUACUGGUACUACUACAAGGGCAAUCGCAUCUACAGCCGAAACUGUUGCACAAACAACAACAACAACAACAACAACAACAACAACAACAGUCUCAGCCGCGGUCCGAGAUACUACUACUACCACAACAAUCACAAUCACAAUCACAAUCACAACAACCUCAAGUACAGCUACAGCUGCCGCCAAAACUGCAAUUUCAAAUAUAUCGCCAAAAACACCAACACGUACAACAAGGACAAAAACAGCAACAACAACAACAACAACAUCAACUACAGCAGCAGCUGUGGCCGCAGCAGCAGCAACAUCCCCUUAAAAACCGCAACAGCAAAAACAACAACAGCAGCAACAACAGUAAUAAAAUCUUCAAUCACCAAAGCGGAUCCAGUAUAAACAACACUCGCACUAACAUCAGCAAUAGUAGCGGCGGUAGUGGUAGUGGUAGUGUUAGUGGUAGAGGCAGUGACAGUAGUGGUGGUAGUGCUGCUGACGGCAACAGCAGCAGCAGUAGUAGUCACUGCAUGAACAAGAGUAGCAUUAAUAAAAAUAAUAAUAAUAAUAAUAGUAGUAGUAGUAGUAGUAGUAAUAAUAAUAAUAAUAAUAAUUAUCUGUAUACAAAUGUAAACGAUUGUAACAACACUCGUAGUAACAUCGCCAACACCGCCAGCAGUAGUAGUAGCAGCAGCGGUGGUGGUAGUAGUAGUAGUAGUAGUAGUAGUAGUAGUAGUAGUAGUAGUAGUAGUAGUGGUGGUGGUGGUGGUGGUGGUGGUAGUAGUAGUAGUAGUAGUAGUAUAGUAGUAGUAGUAGUAGUAGUAGUAGUAGUAUAGUAGUAAAGGCGGCGGCUGCAGCAGCCACAGAAGUAGAGGUCGUGGUGGCGGCGGAGUCGUCAGCGUGAUCGUCAGUGUGAACGGCAGAGGUAGCGGUGGCGGCGGCGACGUUGACUACGGAGACGGCGGCGGCGGCGGCGGCGUUGCCAAUUGCGGCAGUUGUGUUAUUAACAACAUGAAAAUACACAUGAGCGGGUCCGCGGCAAUGGCUUUGGACAACGUGUUGAUUACGACGAAUCCGUGUAACGAAUUUAGACAAAUGGCCGACAUUAAUAGCAC